AUGGAGGAUUUUAAAGUAAAUCUUGGUUUUAUUUGCUGCCUUAUCUGCUCUAAAUGGUUGACAUCCGUAAUUUUUUCAUCACACUGUAGUAUCCUAAUGGGGAGUAAAUUUGUUCCCACUUUUCUGAUUUCACACACCUUUCAGUGUUUGAAAAUCCAACUUUUUAGUCGAUUGAAAAUUUUCGCAUUAGUUAGGUUAAGAAUAAUAUACCAACCUCCAGUUUUAGAUAACAAAUCAAAACUCCUUUUAUUUGUGCUACGUCAUGGUGGUCAAAUUGAUUUGCCGCUGGGCAAAUCUACAUGGCAGCCUCAGGACGAUUUGACAGAAUGUAAAAACCCCAAAACUUGCAAUUCACCGAGCUGCAGUCAACCUUCUACACAAAAACAUUUCAUCAUUAUCUUUUUACCAAGACUGAGAAGAAUUUUACUAAUACUAUUACUUUUAGACAUGACGGUAGAUUACCAGUACUGCCUUCGCCAGUUAUUGACAAGGAGCUACGUUGCUACUAGUUUAAAUAAUUCAAGAUCACCUCUUAAGAAUGAACAUCUUUACCACCCGAACUAUGCGAUGAUUAAACCAUUUCCAUGUAUUAAAAGAUACGAGCAUUUUCAAAAAAGGCCAAAUGGUUUAGAGCCUCAAAUUUUAUUUGAGGAAGAGGAAAUUUGCAUAGUUGGAGGAGAAGAUGAACCAUUUUAA
Echinococcus granulosus is the source of this 696-nucleotide messenger RNA. RefSeq lists its product as hypothetical. The transcript is spliced from 6 exons. NCBI's taxonomy places the organism in Eukaryota, Metazoa, Platyhelminthes, Cestoda, Cyclophyllidea, Taeniidae. Bases 1 to 696 code for a protein of 231 amino acids. The record is from RefSeq and is a predicted model, not a curated record.